Molecule: messenger RNA, 4666 nt
Organism: Rattus norvegicus (Norway rat)
Lineage: Eukaryota; Metazoa; Chordata; Mammalia; Rodentia; Muridae
Source: RefSeq, a predicted model, not a curated record
CUAGCACGCGACCGCGCACUCCGAUGAUACCUCCAGAGCAAAGAUGGCAGCGCCGGCGAAGGGCAUGUGGUAUUCCCUGGGACCAUUGCUGCGGGUGGUCCAGACUCGGGACCUCGACGCUCGGCGCUGGGUCCGGGCGCUGCGGCGAAGCCCGGUGAGAGUGUUGUUUCCCUCGGGACAGGUGGAGGAACGGAAGCGUGCUCCUGAUAAGCAGCCCCGCAAGGCGGUCCCUGAGGCCAGUUCCCAGGGACAGCAACAGAAACAACCUCUUGAGACAUCCCCAUCCCAGACCCCUCACACCUGGGAAGAGGCAGGGCUUCGCUACGAUAAGGCCUGUCCCGGGGACAGGAGGCUAAGCAGUGUGAUGACAAUAGUUAAGUCCAGGCCUUUUCGGGAAAAGCAAGGGAAGAUCCUACUGGAAGGUCGCAGGCUGAUUGCAGAUGCUCUCAAGGCUGGAGCUGUGCCAAAAAUGUUCUUUUUUAGCCGACUGGAGUACAUCAAGGAGUUGCCAGUAGAUAAGCUGAAAGGUGUCAGCCUCAUUAAGGUGAAAUUUGAGGAUAUCAAGGAUUGGUCGGACCUGGUAACGCCACAAGGAAUAAUGGGGAUUUUUGCCAAACCUGACCCUGUUAAGAUGACGUAUCCAGAGACUCAGCUUCACCAUUCACUGCCCUUACUGUUGAUUUGUGACAAUCUCCGUGACCCUGGGAACCUGGGGACAAUCCUGAGAUCUGCAGCUGGAGCAGGCUGCAGUAAAGUCUUACUCACCAAAGGAGUGACUUCUGGCUCUGGUGGACUGCACCCUGGAACUGUGAAUUGUAAAAUGAACUCUCCAGUAAGUUGCUUGGUCAGUGUUUUCUCAGAGCAACAGGAAUGAAACCAAGACACUUCCUCUUUUCACCAUAAGGUACGUGGAGAACACCCUUAUGUUUUGAUUCCCCUGCAGCAGAGUUCGCAGCCACAGAGCAGAACCACUAUAUAAUUCCAUAUACAGCCUUCUGUGCCUGGAAAGUUUGCCACAUAUGCUCAUAGGCCCAGCAGUCACAGGCUGGAGAGGUGACCUAGCAGUUGAGAGCACUGACUGCUCUUCCAGUUCAAUUCCCAGCACACUCAUGGUGGCUCACAACCAUCUGUAAUGGGAUCUGAUCCCUCUUCUGGGGUGUCUGAAGACAGUGUACUCAUGUACAUAAAUAAAUAAGUCUUUUUAAAAAAUGAUGGAAUCACAGUGAACAGUGGUCCCCUAGGAAGUCCCCUAGGCAGCCUGCUCGGAGGCAUUGUCAACAAGGGAUGUAGAUGAAGUAACCCCUUUUAUAACCAUUGUGGGACAAACUUUGUAAGGUCUUGGUGGCAUCAGGGCUCUCAGGUCAGCUAUGGGCUGUACAAGACAGUGGGUGUGGAGAGGACACUCUUGAACCUCUGCAGAACCUCGCCACCCUGGCUUUUGCACCUCAUUGGUGUUCUGAUGCUAUGAAGCAGGCACAGGUUUGCCCAGGCUAGCAGAAGAAAUGUCUCUGUUCAGAAUGUGACCACUUCAGUAUGUGGCACCAGAUGCUAGCUUACACCACUUUCUGUUAACUCUGCGUGCAGCGUUUUGACAUGCGUGUCCACACGUGCCCAUGUUCUCUCCUUGCUCCCUUUAAAAAUACCAUUGCAAGUCCCACAGACCUGUGCCCAAGCCAUAUUCCUCUGUCUCCUUGCUGGAUUCAGUUUGCUGCCAUAAGCAUGGGAGCAGGAGGGGGAACAGCUUUUUAGUGUCUUUAAUUAGGCAACAGGAUAAAACAAAGUCUGGUGGGAAAUUACCACUUGAAGCUUGCCAAAAAAGCAGUGCUGGCUCCGUAUGCUGGAGUGAGUGAAGGCCAUUGGUUUUAAGAACACAUGGUGGGCAGGACAGAGCAGCAACCACCUGACUCUGAUAGGAAGCUGCUCCCAUCUGCCCAUUUCCAUCAUUAGCCCAACAGAUGUCCGUUUCCUUGUAUGGCUUUAUUACUUUUGAUAUUUUGAGACAGUGUUGCCAUGAAGCCCAGGCUGGCUUUGAACCUAUGACCCUCCUUCCUCCCUCCCUAGUGUAGGAUUCCAGACUAUCCUUUGAUCUUUUGUGUGGAGGCCGGUGGAAAAAAAAUCUUAUCUUGCUGGGCACUGUAGCUUGUAGCUUAUGCCUCUAGUCCCAAUACUUAGGAGCCUGAAGCAGGAAUUUGAGGCCAGCUACGCAGUGGCUUUCUAGGCUAGCCUAGGCUGCAGAGUAAGACUUGGUCUCAAAAAAUUUAAAGAAGUGCAUCUCUAUUGUGGGAAUGGGGUCUGGAGGUCAUUUUGAACACAAACCUGGGGAUUCUACAGUGGCAUUUUUAUAGCUACCUUCCCACGUCGAUCUGCAGGGCACGGUGUUUCCCAUGCUGCUGCCGGAAGCCUGUGGAUAUGUCACAGCUGGCGUUUUAGCCUGUUUCCAAUUAGCGAGGAGAAUUGGACGGUAUCUUGGAGCUGCUUGGUGGGAGCUAGCACACCACCCACUUGGUCUGCUGCAGUAACCUUUAGGGAUUGUUCGCUGGUUCGUAGGAAAGACCCUUCCGAGGCACGUUUUCCAACUGUAGCAGCUGUACAGGGUCCUGACUAACCCACACAUCCACUCUAAAAGGUGCAUCCAUCUGACAGGAGAGUCAGCCCAGGGCAGGCCACUGAGAUAUGACAUGGAUCCAAUCCUGCACCUCUGGACUGGCUCCCCGCCACACCGCUCCAAGGUAGCUAGCUGCCAAGAGGGACACCAUCCUUUCCUUCAAAGCAAUCACACACAGGGCACAGACAGAAACCUAGUCAUUUUUCAAGGGAGGGAGUUCAUCUUGGUCCUUUUUCCCCCUCUCAGGGACACUGACAAAAUAGUCCCUAACCCUAGGACAGCUAGGCUUGGAUAUCCCAUUCCUUGCCCUACUCUUUGAAGUGAGGUCAUGGUGAUUCUAAUGUCUCCUUGUGGAGGCGACAGUGCUCAGCUUCCCAGUAAACAAGGUCAUUGCAAAAUUCACAAGGUCUUCAGUCUAAGGACUGAGCCUCUAAUGAGCUUCCUACCUCCUGAAAACCAAGAGAAAUAGAUGGCCAUGUGUGCUGUGUGCUAUGCGCCUGCGUGCGUGCGUGUGUUUGUGUGUGUGUUUUGAACUCAGGGCCUUGUGUCCCCUACAACCAAACUCUGUUCCCAGUCUCAGUUAGAUUCUUGGAGGUCCUAGAACAUUCUUCCCUCCCCAUCCCAAAUAGAGCACUAAAGGGAAAAGGACUCAUCACUGAGGACAGGAAGACCCAAGCAAAGGGUGAGGUCCGAGAGGCCUGCUUUUUCUGUUUUAUUUCUUUCUAGGUGAUUGCACUUCAGGCUGGCAACACCCAAUAGAGUGAUUACCAACUAAUUUUGUUCCUCUGAACUACAAGCCAACAAUCCGAUUCAGCAAGGAGCAGCAGUGUCGAUAGCUUGUUGGGGGCUUGAGGGGACAACUGGGCUUUGCAAAAUAAAUGGUUUGGGCUUGUAAAGUGUUGGGUGGAACUGAGGGUGAGGCCCAGAUGCUUUGAAGUCCCUGACACCAGACUGUGACAGAUUUAAGUCCUGGGAAUCCCUAAACCAAAGCCCAGACCCUAAGAGCAUGGCUGGUGUUUCCAUUGUCAGUUCAGCUACGUGGGCCAAGCAAAGGAGGUCAGGGCCAACUCCGGUUGUCAUGCCCAGUGCCCUCCCUGCUCUCUGAAGCACAGCCCAUUUUACAGGCUCAUCGCCUUUUGGAUCCAGUUUGAAAAGAAAACGGAACUCGAGACUGCAGGUGCCUCUGGCAUAGAACUGGCCCACAGAGAAGCCCCCAGCAGCUAGGCAACACUUGUGUGGGGACUCAGGGUUGAGUCUUGGGAAGGUGUCCAAGGGGAGAAUUCAUUACUAAAAUUCCAGGACAGUGGGAGGUUUUUGUAUGGGUAGAAACCUGGGGAUGGCCAAGAGUAAGGGAGAAAGAUAAGAUGAAGUAACUAAUCACACAGUAAGCGUUCUAUGAACUGUUAGCUUGGCUAUUCAUUUUCCCACCAAAACAAACACCCACAGUUUCCUUAUAGAUUUGGAGGUCCCCCGCCCAAGAACCCACUGAUGCGCUGGUUUUCCCUUAGACCAAGAAAGAUUAUGUCCUUACAAAGCAGUCGCCGACAGCUCUCAGCUGAUGUCUGCUGAGGCCAUGGCCCUUCUGUAACUCCCACAGGUACGGGUGUCACGGGAGAGUUCCCUCUGGCUUAGGGUUGUGUGUACUGAUCCCAGAGUCAGAGUAGGGCCUCAAUCCAUUGUCCUCACUUGCUCUCUCUGCAGAAGACCCUGGAAGGUCCUCCACCAGGAGCCAGGAGAGGUGGCAGUCUUGGUGCUAGCUGGUCAUGCCAUCCUCACGGAUCCCAAGCCGUCUCCAAACACGGUGGGAUCUGCUGCCACCGUGAGGAUGUGCACCCUUGGGUGCUAGCUGAGUUGUUAGUGCAGAAACAAGGCACCACAGAGGUUGGACACUUGGGUUGUGUGAUUCAGGACACGCUGGAAAAGUCCAAGGGCAGAGGGGAGGAAAGGGAGAAGACUGUGUUAAAUACUGUCUCAGGAGGCCAGAGCCCACUAGAUGGGCUCUGGUUUGAGCUUUUCUGCUAGGAAGUCAUUCACAAAAGUCUCCACAAUGGCUGGGGUGAU